UCCGGCGCUGAACUUCCGGCAUUGAGCUCGCCGGUGGCGUGUUUACAGAAGUUGUAUCUCCUGUCACUCCGCAGCACCUGGUUGCUGCUUUGGACCUGGAGGUUGCCGAGCGUUUUGUGUGAGGCGGGACUCGCGGAGACGCCGUUGGGUUCGCCAGGUGAAAAGCCGUCUCUUCCGCUCGCGGCCGCCUCUCUCGCCAUGGACUGCCGUCGGGAUAGGAUGGUCGCGGUAGUGCCCGGACAGUUCGACGACGCGGAUGCGUCAGACAGUGAAAGCAUGGAAGUGAAGUCAAUUCAAGCAAAAGACGACAUGCUACUUCAGAACCUUCAGAAUGAGGUGACAGAGGUGAAGGAUGAAGGUGAGAUCGAUGAGGAAGACAACUAUGAUUAUGACAGUGAUUGGUACUGGGAUGAUGGAACUGGAAAACUCACCAAGGGUUGUACCGGGAAUGGAGGCAGUAACCCUCAGGCAAAUCGUCAGACUUCUAACUACAAUUCUGCCAAAAUGUCUACGCCAAUUGACAAGUCCUUGCAAAAAUUUGAAAAUAAAAUCAAUCUAAAUAAACUGAAUAUUACUGAUUCUGUCAUAAAUAAAGUCACCGUAAAAUCUAGACAAAAAGAAGCAGAAUCGUGUCGCAUUAAAGAUAAGUCCGAUAGAGCAACUGUGGAACAGGUUUUGGAUCCCAGGACAAGAAUGAUUUUAUUCAAGAUGUUGGAUAAAAAAGACAUAUCAGAGAUACAUGGCUGUAUUAGCACCGGAAAAGAAGCUAAUGUAUACUAUGCUACCACAGACAGUGGAGAGAGCAGAGCAAUCAAAAUAUACAAAACUUCUAUUUUGGUGUUCAAAGAUCGUGAUAAGUAUGUAACCGGAGAAUUUAGAUUUCGUCGUGGCUAUUGUAAAGGAAACCCUAGAAAAAUGGUGAAGACAUGGGCAGAAAAGGAAAUGAGGAAUUUAUCCAGGCUAACAACAGCAAACAUACCAUGUCCUAAACCAAUCAAGCUAAGAAGUCAUGUUCUUCUCAUGGGCUUCAUUGGUAAAGAUGACAUACCUGCACCACUUUUGAAAAACGUCCAUUUGUCAGAAUCGAAGGCCCGGGAGUUGUACCUGCAAGUCAUUCAGUACAUGAGGAAAAUGUAUCAGGACGCUAGACUUGUCCAUGCGGAUCUCAGUGAAUUCAACAUGCUGUACCAUGGUGGAGAUGUGUACAUCAUUGAUGUUUCUCAGUCUGUGGAGCAUGAUCACCCACAUGCAUUGGAGUUCUUGAGAAAAGACUGUGCGAAUGUCAAUGAUUUCUUUUUCAAAUAUGCUGUCGCUGUGAUGACUGUUCGGGAGCUCUUCGAGUUUGUUACGGACCCUUCCAUCACCCUUGAGAACAUGGAUGCUUAUCUUGAAAAGGCCAUGGAAAUAGCAUCCCAAAGAACCAAGGAAGAAAAGACUAGCCAAGAUCAAGUGGACGAAGAGGUGUUCAAGCAAGCAUAUAUUCCCAGAACCUUGAAUGAAGUGAAAAAUUAUGAGAGAGAUGUGGAUAUAAUGAUGAGGUUGAAGGAAGAAGACAUGGCUUUGAAUACUCAACAAGAUAAUAUUCUAUACCAGACUGUCACGGGAUUGAAAAAAGAUUUGUCAGGAGUCCAGAAGGUCCCUGCACUUCUAGAAAGUGAAGUUAAGGAAGAGACUUGUGAUUCAGAAGAUGCUGGAAGUUCCGAGUGCUCUGACACAGACUCCGAAAAGCAGGGAGAUAAUGUCCAACGCAAGAAACACACUGCUGACCCUGACAUUGAUAAAAAGGAAAGAAAAAAGAUGGUCAAGGAAGCCCAGAGAGAGAAGAGGAAAAGUAAAAUCCCUAAACAUGUGAAAAAAAGAAAAGAAAAAACAGCCAAGGCCAAGAAAGGCAAAUAGAAUGCAGAGCCGUGUUGUGGACAUUCCUCAGCUACUUUCUAAACCUCAGGUAGAAGCUGUAGCUGGAGGACGGCUUCUUGACUGCACCUGAGUCUCUACCAUCUCUUCCUUUGGGGACGACUGCAGUGUGGCCGUGAUUGCCUCAAAAGCCCAAAGCCCACAAUGUCGGGAUCCAGCCACUGGCUCUGCUUUUAAUAGAUUAAAGUACUAUUUUAAUGAAGAACUUUGUACACUUUAUUUUUAUAUAUUUUCUCCUGCAAACUUUUUCAAAAGCAUCGUAAAUAUUUAAAUGUGACCAUCCACAACUUUUAUAAAAGUGAACAUAAAGGCAUUUGGACAGACUUGGGAAUAUUUGUUUUCUUUGUACAUGCUGAAGACAUGUCUGAAAUCAACUGAUUUCCACGCUGUGACAUUUAGCCUGGAGUUCCACUUGUAAGAGAAGUCAUGUGGCCACGAUGUUGAUGUUCACAGCAGCUCUGUUCUUGUCAUAUGAUCCCACUUCAUCUUUAAUAUGUCUUUUCUAGCUAGACCUCAUCUCAUCAGCCAUUUCACAUUCAGCCAUUUGUCAUGUUCAUUUGAGCAUCUAACAUUUAAGGUACUGGGAUAUAUCAGUGAAUAAAAUAAAAUUACUUCCUUUGAA
Messenger RNA from Myodes glareolus (Bank vole), 2536 nucleotides. It is a transcript of the gene Riok1, whose product is annotated as RIO kinase 1. The record is from RefSeq and is a predicted model, not a curated record. Lineage: Eukaryota; Metazoa; Chordata; Mammalia; Rodentia; Cricetidae. Gene Ontology annotation, molecular function: protein serine/threonine kinase activity; ATP binding.